This is a messenger RNA of Arctia plantaginis, 945 nucleotides long. NCBI's taxonomy places the organism in Eukaryota, Metazoa, Arthropoda, Insecta, Lepidoptera, Erebidae. The record is from the annotation of a GenBank genome assembly.
AUGGAUACUGUAUCAGCCACCUUUGCUACGGAGGAGCAGAAACCUAUUUUUACCUUAGCCGGUGAACCUAACGGCACGACAACAACAGACAGCUACGCAUUUGCCGAUACGCGAAAUGCGGGUAACACUCAGAACGGAGUAUUGUCCUCGAUGGCCCCGAUGAUGUCAGGACUUGGGGGCAACGAACUGUUAAACAUGCUUAGUCAGCAGGAGCCGAGGGUUGCUGAUUCUGCUCCCUCUGUCGCUGAAAUGGAGGAAUUAUUAACUAACAUUCGUUUAAAUGGAUCCGAUGUUUACAAUGAUGAUAACAGCAUGAAUAAUUAUUUUACAGGAUAUAAUCGAUCAGACUCGUCAUCAUCUGGUGUAUGGUCAGAAAAUAUGAACAUGCAGAGUUCUCGAAACAACGAAAUGAUGGACACAUUCGACUUCUUGGUUAAAAGUUUAUCAUCUGCGAAUAACUACGUGUCUAUGCUAACGCGAGAGCAGCUGUCUGUACUGCGUUCAAUUCGUCCAAGCUUAUUGUACGAGUUGUUGCAAGAGGUCGCUAAGGCCCGCAGUGAUAGACGAAUGCGUCGUGCCUUACCUAAUGAGUGUGCAUUUUGUAAGAAUAAUGGGGAGAACGAGGAAUGUUAUUCGUCCCAUGCGUUGAAAGACUGGCGCGGGCGCGUGCUGUGUCCGGUGUUGCGUGCGUUUCGCUGCCCACGCUGCGGUGCAACCGGCGACCGGGCGCACACCAUCAAGUAUUGUCCGGAGGGAGCCGAAACUGGUUCGGGAAGCUUGGCGUCUCGCAGACGCGUACCCCCGUCCACAACUUUGCUGUUGGGAGCGAACGGCGCCGCUCGACAAGUGGGUACUCCAACUGCACCGGCCGCUUCACCUGUCACCUCUCCUGCUAACCCGGGACUACCUUAUUCCUCUCUGUGGUCGAACUUUGGCAUUAAUUAA